Messenger RNA from Nilaparvata lugens (brown planthopper), 4363 nucleotides. RefSeq names its product neural cell adhesion molecule 2. Gene Ontology annotation, molecular function: axon guidance receptor activity; protein binding. NCBI's taxonomy places the organism in Eukaryota, Metazoa, Arthropoda, Insecta, Hemiptera, Delphacidae. Gene Ontology annotation, cellular component: plasma membrane; axon; neuronal cell body. Bases 461 to 1699 code for a protein of 412 amino acids. Gene Ontology annotation, biological process: synapse organization; homophilic cell-cell adhesion. The record is from RefSeq and is a predicted model, not a curated record. The transcript is spliced from 9 exons.
GCGGCAGUUCAAACUUAUCUGUCAACAAGUAAGUAGGGUUAUGUUGCUGCUAGACAACCAGUGAGUUCAUUGAACAACUAUUGUACAACGUGUUCUUAAAUCACGCCGGACCAUCCGAUAAUUUCAUUGAACGAGAACGGCAUCAUAAUGAUAUAGCAUUCGUUAUUGGUUCGAGUUAUUGUAUUGCUGGUUGCACUUGGAAAAAGUUUUUCCUUUAAAUAGAUCUUGUUGGAGUACAUUCAGGAGAAAUAAUAUAUUAAUUGUGUAGUGAUUCAUAAUAUUGCUUAGAGACUCUUCCAAAUUUUCGGACAACAUGGAUUACCAGUUCAUGAGUACAGCUCUACUUGUCAUCUUUCUCACAAGAGGUGCGGUGUACUCAGCUGUUUUAUAUUAAAAACAGGAUCAAUCUAUUGUGUUUUUGCAAGUUUUGGGUUUCGGUGGCGAAUGCUCGCUGACGCUGAUGCCGAAUUCGGCUGAAUACGAACGCCAAGUGAACCAAUCGCUGAUAGUGACCUGUCGAGAGUCACUCCGCACCACAGACAUGAUAUGGAAGUCCCCGUCCGGCGAUGAGGUCCCCAAGAAGGGCAGGGUACAUGUUGAGAAGAACGAGAAGGGUUUAGCACUGAUAUUCGAAAAAAUUGAAAGAACUGACAAGGGAAAUUACACUUGUAACGCUUUAGUUGAUGGGCAAAAGGAACGCAUUGCAUUCACACUCAGCGUUCAAAAACCGAUUUCAUUCUCGAGUACUCCAGAUCGACAAAAUGCCACUGAGUACAGCAAUUACUUGGUGCAGUGCACUGUGGAGGGGGAUCCGGCUCCAAACGUUGUUUGGCUCGUCAGGAAUCAACCUCCCGAAGGACCACGAUUUAGACCAAUGGCCAAUGGUCUCUACAUAAAUAACGUAACUUUGAACGACAGCGGUGUCUACCAAUGUAGAGCAGUUCAGAUGACAGCCUUUUCCGCAGACCUUCAGACUAAAGAAAUUCAUCUUAAAGUCCAGCACAAACCGAAAUGGAAGAACACUAGUGAAUCAACACAAAAUCUUGCCUACGGCUAUCUUUCGGGGGUGGUGAACCUGACGUGCGAGGUGAUAGCAGAUCCUGAGCCACAGUUCGUGUGGAGGCGGCACAACCACAUUAUCAACCCCGACCAUCACAACGCCACUCUCAUCAACGAGCCUCAACGCAGCAUACUUCAGCUGCCCGUGCACAACGAGUCGACAUUCGGAGAGUACAAGUGCGAGGCGAGCAACAAACUGGGUCGACUGGAGCGCAUCAUAAUGCUGCAGAAGGGCGUGAAGCCGAAGCCACCCAAGCAACCCCUGGUGAUGUCAGUGGCUCGCCACACAGCCGUCGUGCAGAUCCCCCAGCAGCCGGCAGAGGACGCCAUCAUCGGCUACCGCAUCCAGUUCGUCUUGAAGCAACCGGGCAUACAGCACACGUGGGACGCUCCCGACUACCAGGACUUCAUGAAAGAAAAUGGAGGUCCAAAUAAGUACACGGUGAUUAACCUUCUGGAGAACACGCCAUACGCACUACGAGUGUCCUCCAGGAACGCAGCCGGGUUGAGUGACUUCACUGAAGAAGUGUCGUUCCGAACAUCCUCCUCAGACACUGGCUCAGCUCCAUCAGUCAGGGCUUCUCUCAAUCUGCUCUGUACACUGUUAUUCAUCAGCUUAAUCGUCGGUGAAUGCCGUUGAAAAAGCGGAUAGGAGUGCAACGUGUAUUAUGGUACUUUCGAAGAAAGAAAAAUUCGACAGUAGUCAUAUCGUGUUUGUAAUGCUUUGAGAUUGUUCAAUAACAGGGUGAAUAAUAUUAUUAUGUCCGAUUGAUAUAGUUGAUUCAAACUUUAUCAAGAUUCAUGAGAAGCGUGCAAGGACUGAAGCUGCGUUGUAAAGAUUCAUCAGAAUGACGACUCACCUAGUCACUUGACUUAAUUGUCUCCAGGAGUGAAUAGAAGUCAUUCACCAAGUUAUAUGCUAUAUUCUAUUAUUCUUAUGUAUGUGAAGUACCCGAAAGUGUGUACGCGUGUAUGUGGUGUGUGGGUGUGUAUUCUGUGUAUGUCUGUGAGAGCCCUAAAUGUCACUCUCGAUUGUUGUGUGGAACUGAUGUGAUUAUAUUGAUAGUUACUGAGCCCCUCUAAAUGUCACUCUCGAUUGUUGUGUGGAACUGAUGUGAUUAUAUUUAUAGCUACUGUAUUGUGUGGAUUACAAAAUGCAAUUUUGAGAAAAAGACGAUCUGUCUUUUCACCAAUCUAUUGUUAUAACUAUUGUUCUCAAACAUCAAAAAAUCAAGCUAUGUGGCUAUCACUUUUCUGAAGUAGCCAAGUGUUCACUAUCUGUACUAUAUCAAAAUGUCGAAUCCCAUUGUUUUUUUAUCAAGCAAUUCAUAAAUCUGAUAAAAGUCAUAUGUAUUAGGGCACAACUAUAACUUAAACAUUUGACGAUGGCAAGCAUGGUUCUAUUGAUUAUGAUUAUCGGAAUAAAAUUUGAAAAGACUAAUUAUGUUUGUAGAAUCAAUUAUCUCGCAUAAGAAAGAGAAAUAUCCAAUCUUGAAUUGCGCUGUCUUAAAUUAUUAUUUGUUAUUAAACUCAUAUUAUAAUAUGAAGAAAUAUCACCUCUCUUGGAUGUUGAGUUCUCGACUUCCCCGACACUGGAGAAUGACCGAAACCAAAGAGACUAGUUAAUAAAAUAAGUUGUGAUAUUCGUGUAGAAACUCAAAUAAUAAAAAUUCCAUAGAGCAGAAUUUGACGACAGGUUUUAAAAAUAGGUGAGCUCCUCUAUGAGUAAAACCAUGGAGGUAUUAUCCUAUUUCAUUCUUGCGUAUGCAUUCUCCAUAAUAAAACACAACUGUUUCUUAAUCAUUGCUAAGCUGUUUUUCAAUUCUCAUAAUUUCAAAGGGGAAGUAAUCGUAUCCAUAAAUGACUGAUUGUGAGUGGAUUAAUAAUUCUUCCAGGCCUAUAGUAUACUAUUUUUCUCUUCAGUUGUAGCAUGAUCCUGGUGCUUUUCAUUUUGUUUCAAGUCUCCAGUACUUUUAUCUUACCGCAGUGUUAUUCAAGUUAAGAGGGUAUCACUUUUCAUGUCACCUCAAACUGCACUGCACAAGGAUUGUAAUCCUUCUUUAUAUAAAAUUCCAUUCAUGUAUGGUAAGAUGCUCUCCAAUCAUUAAAUUACCUGUAUACAUUGGUCACAGAAAUUUUAACCACAGUAAUAUACUAACUCAAUGGAAGGAUUUUUUAAUUAGUCACAUCUACUUCUAAUAAUAAUAAUAAUGAUAGGAAUGAAAAAAUUGUUCGAUGAAAUUUUUUUCCAAUUACUAUGUGAGAGAAUGACGUUUAUGACUGAAUUUGGAUGAUUGGAAUUCAAGCUACUGAAUUAUUAUAUUUCUAGCUUCUAGAGAAUGAAAUAAUAAGUUUCAGAUAUUUUUCAUGAGAACAAAGUACAUCGUCACAUCCAUUUAACGUAUAUUUGAUUGUAUUCCAUAAUUUUCCAUGAGAAAUAUUAGUCAAUUGAAUUUCCCAUCGAGGAAAUUAUUGAUGUUGAGAAAUUUUAUGUUCAAUAUUCAGGCAUUCACUUCGUUACUGUUCUCUUUAUUCUGUUGAUUUUUUAAUAACUGAUAUUUAUGAUGUGCUACAUAAAAAUGCUUAAUUUUCUAUCUCCUCCCUCUUUUACACUAAUACUGGAUGUAUGUUUUUCGCACAGGUUUACAUCUUGUAACAUUUAGAACUUGAAACAACCACUUUUACUAUUACCUUGAUUAUUUUCCAUUGUUAUCAUUAUUACGAAAUAUAUUAUUGUGUGAGUUGUAUUUAUAGGCUUAAAAUCUAAAAUUAAUAGGCUAUAUUAGAGAAUAUAUUUAGUUAUUUACGAGUCCCGUUCCAUGUAUAAUAAUGAGAAGAAAUAAUAAUAUUGAUAUGUUGAGAUAGCCUAAUGCUAUAAAGUACAUAUAUGCAGAAUGUAUCCGUUUUUACUUGAAAGAUAUAAUAAGUGUAGUGUUACGUUUUGCUAUUGAUACUUCUAUUGAUCAAAUUGGCAUCUAAUGCUUCAAACUUUUUAUUGAAAAAAACUGUAAAUAGAUUUAUGUAACAAGUCAUAUUAUAAUUAUGUAGAAUAAAAAGUCAUUCAGAUAACUUUGGAAUAAUGACUGAGCACAACUGUGUUGUUGAUAAUCUCUUAUCAAAAACUAUGAAUAUUUACUAUUUGGAUAAUUUAUUUGCUGAAUGGGAUGAGACCUCUAUAAUGUUUUUAUUUUUUACAUCCCAUUAUGUAUAUUUUUUCUACUUUAUGUUUCAAAUGAAGCAGUAAAUGGAGAUUUUGAUCUGCUGUGUAUCUGUUUGGAAGUAAUAAAAUUAUAGUUUGUCAAAA